Messenger RNA from Camellia sinensis, 14293 nucleotides. Lineage: Eukaryota; Viridiplantae; Streptophyta; Magnoliopsida; Ericales; Theaceae. The record is from RefSeq and is a predicted model, not a curated record.
AAGUUAGAUAGGAGGCUCUAGUGAGGGUGGCUCAGUUGUUUUUAAGCUGGACUACAAAGGCCAACCUGCAUGUCUGGCACAGUCACCUCAGCUUCACAAGCAACUGGCAAUUUGUGGUGAUUUUGGUUGAGUUUUUGAAAUAGGUCCUGUUUUCAGAGCAGAGGACUCCUACAUGCACAGACACUUAUGUGAGUUUACAGGUCUUGAUGUUGAAAUGGAAAUUAAGGAGCACUACUCCGAGGUGAUGGAUAUUGUGGAUCGGUUAUUUGUUGCAAUGUUUGAUAGUUUGAAUGAGAAAUGUCAGAAAGAACUUGAAGACAUUGGGAAACAGUAUCCAUUUGAGCCUUUGAAGUACUUGAGAAAGACUUUACGACUUACAUUUCAAGAGGGGGUUCAAAUGCUAAAGUUAAGUUCAGAUUAUACAGGAAUCCAAGAAAAAUCCAAAUUAGAUAUUCUUCUUAUUUUCCCACUGUGCAUCAGCUUGCAAAUUCUAUCACAGAGCAAAAUCCCCUCAAUAAAAUGGUACCAAAGAAGACCUUCAACAAAAAGACGAGAUAGCAACUUCCCAUUGGCUGUAUUCAACAGAGUAACAGUAAAGAAGCUUGAGAGAGGUGGUAUGUACAUGGACAUCAGUGUGCAAGAGGAGGCAACUUUUGAAGGGAAGAUGGGAAAGAAGACUAAGAAAAAUAAGAAGAAUGAGGCUAGUGCUUCAAAAGAGGUGAGUGACUACAAUGGAGCAAUGCUUAAUGGGGUGGAGGAUGGUUUUGAACUGAGCAAAGAGGAUAAGAGAAGGAAGAAAGACAAGAAGAAAGCUGAAGUUUCUAGCGAUGUUGAACUUGAUGGUACUCAGAAUGAGGAUAUAGAUAUAAAGGACAUCAGUGUGCAAGAGGAGGCAAUUUUUGAAGGGAAGAUGGGAAAGAAGACUAAGAAAAAUAAGAAGAAUGAGGCUAGUGCUUCAAAAGAGGUGAGUGACUACAAUGGGGCAAUGCUUAAUGGGAUGGAGGAUGGUUUUGAACUGAGCAAAGAGGAUAAGAGAAGGAAGAAAGACAAGAAGAAAGCUGAAGUUUCUAGCGAUGUUGAACUUGAUGGUACUCAGAAUGAGGAUAUAGAUAUAAAGGACAUCAGUGUGCAAGAGGAGGCAAUUUUUGAAGGGAAGAUGGGAAAGAAGACUAAGAAAAAUAAGAAGAAUGAGGCUAGUGCUUCAAAAGAGGUGAGUGACUACAAUGGGGCAAUGCUUAAUGGGAUGGAGGAUGGUUUUGAACUGAGCAAAGAGGAUAAGAGAAGGAAGAAAGACAAGAAGAAAGCUGAAGUUUCUAGCGAUGUUGAACUUGAUGGUACUCAGAAUGAGGAUAUAGAUAUAAAGGACAUCAGUGUGCAAGAGGCGGCAAUUUUUGAAGGGAAGAUGGGAAAGAAGACUAAGAAAAAUAAGAAGAAUGAGGCUAGUGCUUCAAAAGAGGUGAGUGACUACAAUGGGGCAAUGCUUAAUGGGAUGGAGGAUGGUUUUGAACUGAGCAAAGAGGAUAAGAGAAGGAAGAAAGACAAGAAGAAAGCUGAAGUUUCUAGCGAUGUUGAACUUGAUGGUACUCAGAAUGAGGAUAUAGAUAUAAAGGACAUCAGUGUGCAAGAGGCGGCAAUUUUUGAAGGGAAGAUGGGAAAGAAGACUAAGAAAAAUAAGAAGAAUGAGGCUAGUGCUUCAAAAGAGGUGAGUGACUACAAUGGGGCAAUGCUUAAUGGGAUGGAGGAUGGUUUUGAACUGAGCAAAGAGGAUAAGAGAAGGAAGAAAGACAAGAAGAAAGCUGAAGUUUCUAGCGAUGUUGAACUUGAUGGUACUCAGAAUGAGGAUAUAGAUAUAAAGGACAUCAGUGUGCAAGAGGCGGCAAUUUUUGAAGGGAAGAUGGGAAAGAAGACUAAGAAAAAUAAGAAGAAUGAGGCUAGUGCUUCAAAAGAGGUGAGUGACUACAAUGGGGCAAUGCUUAAUGGGAUGGAGGAUGGUUUUGAACUGAGCAAAGAGGAUAAGAGAAGGAAGAAAGACAAGAAGAAAGCUGAAGUUUCUAGCGAUGUUGAACUUGAUGGUACUCAGAAUGAGGAUAUAGAUAUAAAGGACAUCAGUGUGCAAGAGGCGGCAAUUUUUGAAGGGAAGAUGGGAAAGAAGACUAAGAAAAAUAAGAAGAAUGAGGCUAGUGCUUCAAAAGAGGUGAGUGACUACAAUGGGGCAAUGCUUAAUGGGAUGGAGGAUGGUUUUGAACUGAGCAAAGAGGAUAAGAGAAGGAAGAAAGACAAGAAGAAAGCUGAAGUUUCUAGCGAUGUUGAACUUGAUGGUACUCAGAAUGAGGAUAUAGAUAUAAAGGACAUCAGUGUGCAAGAGGCGGCAAUUUUUGAAGGGAAGAUGGGAAAGAAGACUAAGAAAAAUAAGAAGAAUGAGGCUAGUGCUUCAAAAGAGGUGAGUGACUACAAUGGGGCAAUGCUUAAUGGGAUGGAGGAUGGUUUUGAACUGAGCAAAGAGGAUAAGAGAAGGAAGAAAGACAAGAAGAAAGCUGAAGUUUCUAGCGAUGUUGAACUUGAUGGUACUCAGAAUGAGGAUAUAGAUAUAAAGGACAUCAGUGUGCAAGAGGCGGCAAUUUUUGAAGGGAAGAUGGGAAAGAAGACUAAGAAAAAUAAGAAGAAUGAGGCUAGUGCUUCAAAAGAGGUGAGUGACUACAAUGGGGCAAUGCUUAAUGGGAUGGAGGAUGGUUUUGAACUGAGCAAAGAGGAUAAGAGAAGGAAGAAAGACAAGAAGAAAGCUGAAGUUUCUAGCGAUGUUGAACUUGAUGGUACUCAGAAUGAGGAUAUAGAUAUAAAGGACAUCAGUGUGCAAGAGGCGGCAAUUUUUGAAGGGAAGAUGGGAAAGAAGACUAAGAAAAAUAAGAAGAAUGAGGCUAGUGCUUCAAAAGAGGUGAGUGACUACAAUGGGGCAAUGCUUAAUGGGAUGGAGGAUGGUUUUGAACUGAGCAAAGAGGAUAAGAGAAGGAAGAAAGACAAGAAGAAAGCUGAAGUUUCUAGCGAUGUUGAACUUGAUGGUACUCAGAAUGAGGAUAUAGAUAUAAAGGACAUCAGUGUGCAAGAGGCGGCAAUUUUUGAAGGGAAGAUGGGAAAGAAGACUAAGAAAAAUAAGAAGAAUGAGGCUAGUGCUUCAAAAGAGGUGAGUGACUACAAUGGGGCAAUGCUUAAUGGGAUGGAGGAUGGUUUUGAACUGAGCAAAGAGGAUAAGAGAAGGAAGAAAGACAAGAAGAAAGCUGAAGUUUCUAGCGAUGUUGAACUUGAUGGUACUCAGAAUGAGGAUAUAGAUAUAAAGGACAUCAGUGUGCAAGAGGCGGCAAUUUUUGAAGGGAAGAUGGGAAAGAAGACUAAGAAAAAUAAGAAGAAUGAGGCUAGUGCUUCAAAAGAGGUGAGUGACUACAAUGGGGCAAUGCUUAAUGGGAUGGAGGAUGGUUUUGAACUGAGCAAAGAGGAUAAGAGAAGGAAGAAAGACAAGAAGAAAGCUGAAGUUUCUAGCGAUGUUGAACUUGAUGGUACUCAGAAUGAGGAUAUAGAUAUAAAGGACAUCAGUGUGCAAGAGGCGGCAAUUUUUGAAGGGAAGAUGGGAAAGAAGACUAAGAAAAAUAAGAAGAAUGAGGCUAGUGCUUCAAAAGAGGUGAGUGACUACAAUGGGGCAAUGCUUAAUGGGAUGGAGGAUGGUUUUGAACUGAGCAAAGAGGAUAAGAGAAGGAAGAAAGACAAGAAGAAAGCUGAAGUUUCUAGCGAUGUUGAACUUGAUGGUACUCAGAAUGAGGAUAUAGAUAUAAAGGACAUCAGUGUGCAAGAGGCGGCAAUUUUUGAAGGGAAGAUGGGAAAGAAGACUAAGAAAAAUAAGAAGAAUGAGGCUAGUGCUUCAAAAGAGGUGAGUGACUACAAUGGGGCAAUGCUUAAUGGGAUGGAGGAUGGUUUUGAACUGAGCAAAGAGGAUAAGAGAAGGAAGAAAGACAAGAAGAAAGCUGAAGUUUCUAGCGAUGUUGAACUUGAUGGUACUCAGAAUGAGGAUAUAGAUAUAAAGGACAUCAGUGUGCAAGAGGCGGCAAUUUUUGAAGGGAAGAUGGGAAAGAAGACUAAGAAAAAUAAGAAGAAUGAGGCUAGUGCUUCAAAAGAGGUGAGUGACUACAAUGGGGCAAUGCUUAAUGGGAUGGAGGAUGGUUUUGAACUGAGCAAAGAGGAUAAGAGAAGGAAGAAAGACAAGAAGAAAGCUGAAGUUUCUAGCGAUGUUGAACUUGAUGGUACUCAGAAUGAGGAUAUAGAUAUAAAGGACAUCAGUGUGCAAGAGGCGGCAAUUUUUGAAGGGAAGAUGGGAAAGAAGACUAAGAAAAAUAAGAAGAAUGAGGCUAGUGCUUCAAAAGAGGUGAGUGACUACAAUGGGGCAAUGCUUAAUGGGAUGGAGGAUGGUUUUGAACUGAGCAAAGAGGAUAAGAGAAGGAAGAAAGACAAGAAGAAAGCUGAAGUUUCUAGCGAUGUUGAACUUGAUGGUACUCAGAAUGAGGAUAUAGAUAUAAAGGACAUCAGUGUGCAAGAGGCGGCAAUUUUUGAAGGGAAGAUGGGAAAGAAGACUAAGAAAAAUAAGAAGAAUGAGGCUAGUGCUUCAAAAGAGGUGAGUGACUACAAUGGGGCAAUGCUUAAUGGGAUGGAGGAUGGUUUUGAACUGAGCAAAGAGGAUAAGAGAAGGAAGAAAGACAAGAAGAAAGCUGAAGUUUCUAGCGAUGUUGAACUUGAUGGUACUCAGAAUGAGGAUAUAGAUAUAAAGGACAUCAGUGUGCAAGAGGCGGCAAUUUUUGAAGGGAAGAUGGGAAAGAAGACUAAGAAAAAUAAGAAGAAUGAGGCUAGUGCUUCAAAAGAGGUGAGUGACUACAAUGGGGCAAUGCUUAAUGGGAUGGAGGAUGGUUUUGAACUGAGCAAAGAGGAUAAGAGAAGGAAGAAAGACAAGAAGAAAGCUGAAGUUUCUAGCGAUGUUGAACUUGAUGGUACUCAGAAUGAGGAUAUAGAUAUAAAGGACAUCAGUGUGCAAGAGGCGGCAAUUUUUGAAGGGAAGAUGGGAAAGAAGACUAAGAAAAAUAAGAAGAAUGAGGCUAGUGCUUCAAAAGAGGUGAGUGACUACAAUGGGGCAAUGCUUAAUGGGAUGGAGGAUGGUUUUGAACUGAGCAAAGAGGAUAAGAGAAGGAAGAAAGACAAGAAGAAAGCUGAAGUUUCUAGCGAUGUUGAACUUGAUGGUACUCAGAAUGAGGAUAUAGAUAUAAAGGACAUCAGUGUGCAAGAGGCGGCAAUUUUUGAAGGGAAGAUGGGAAAGAAGACUAAGAAAAAUAAGAAGAAUGAGGCUAGUGCUUCAAAAGAGGUGAGUGACUACAAUGGGGCAAUGCUUAAUGGGAUGGAGGAUGGUUUUGAACUGAGCAAAGAGGAUAAGAGAAGGAAGAAAGACAAGAAGAAAGCUGAAGUUUCUAGCGAUGUUGAACUUGAUGGUACUCAGAAUGAGGAUAUAGAUAUAAAGGACAUCAGUGUGCAAGAGGCGGCAAUUUUUGAAGGGAAGAUGGGAAAGAAGACUAAGAAAAAUAAGAAGAAUGAGGCUAGUGCUUCAAAAGAGGUGAGUGACUACAAUGGGGCAAUGCUUAAUGGGAUGGAGGAUGGUUUUGAACUGAGCAAAGAGGAUAAGAGAAGGAAGAAAGACAAGAAGAAAGCUGAAGUUUCUAGCGAUGUUGAACUUGAUGGUACUCAGAAUGAGGAUAUAGAUAUAAAGGACAUCAGUGUGCAAGAGGCGGCAAUUUUUGAAGGGAAGAUGGGAAAGAAGACUAAGAAAAAUAAGAAGAAUGAGGCUAGUGCUUCAAAAGAGGUGAGUGACUACAAUGGGGCAAUGCUUAAUGGGAUGGAGGAUGGUUUUGAACUGAGCAAAGAGGAUAAGAGAAGGAAGAAAGACAAGAAGAAAGCUGAAGUUUCUAGCGAUGUUGAACUUGAUGGUACUCAGAAUGAGGAUAUAGAUAUAAAGGACAUCAGUGUGCAAGAGGCGGCAAUUUUUGAAGGGAAGAUGGGAAAGAAGACUAAGAAAAAUAAGAAGAAUGAGGCUAGUGCUUCAAAAGAGGUGAGUGACUACAAUGGGGCAAUGCUUAAUGGGAUGGAGGAUGGUUUUGAACUGAGCAAAGAGGAUAAGAGAAGGAAGAAAGACAAGAAGAAAGCUGAAGUUUCUAGCGAUGUUGAACUUGAUGGUACUCAGAAUGAGGAUAUAGAUAUAAAGGACAUCAGUGUGCAAGAGGCGGCAAUUUUUGAAGGGAAGAUGGGAAAGAAGACUAAGAAAAAUAAGAAGAAUGAGGCUAGUGCUUCAAAAGAGGUGAGUGACUACAAUGGGGCAAUGCUUAAUGGGAUGGAGGAUGGUUUUGAACUGAGCAAAGAGGAUAAGAGAAGGAAGAAAGACAAGAAGAAAGCUGAAGUUUCUAGCGAUGUUGAACUUGAUGGUACUCAGAAUGAGGAUAUAGAUAUAAAGGACAUCAGUGUGCAAGAGGCGGCAAUUUUUGAAGGGAAGAUGGGAAAGAAGACUAAGAAAAAUAAGAAGAAUGAGGCUAGUGCUUCAAAAGAGGUGAGUGACUACAAUGGGGCAAUGCUUAAUGGGAUGGAGGAUGGUUUUGAACUGAGCAAAGAGGAUAAGAGAAGGAAGAAAGACAAGAAGAAAGCUGAAGUUUCUAGCGAUGUUGAACUUGAUGGUACUCAGAAUGAGGAUAUAGAUAUAAAGGACAUCAGUGUGCAAGAGGCGGCAAUUUUUGAAGGGAAGAUGGGAAAGAAGACUAAGAAAAAUAAGAAGAAUGAGGCUAGUGCUUCAAAAGAGGUGAGUGACUACAAUGGGGCAAUGCUUAAUGGGAUGGAGGAUGGUUUUGAACUGAGCAAAGAGGAUAAGAGAAGGAAGAAAGACAAGAAGAAAGCUGAAGUUUCUAGCGAUGUUGAACUUGAUGGUACUCAGAAUGAGGAUAUAGAUAUAAAGGACAUCAGUGUGCAAGAGGCGGCAAUUUUUGAAGGGAAGAUGGGAAAGAAGACUAAGAAAAAUAAGAAGAAUGAGGCUAGUGCUUCAAAAGAGGUGAGUGACUACAAUGGGGCAAUGCUUAAUGGGAUGGAGGAUGGUUUUGAACUGAGCAAAGAGGAUAAGAGAAGGAAGAAAGACAAGAAGAAAGCUGAAGUUUCUAGCGAUGUUGAACUUGAUGGUACUCAGAAUGAGGAUAUAGAUAUAAAGGACAUCAGUGUGCAAGAGGCGGCAAUUUUUGAAGGGAAGAUGGGAAAGAAGACUAAGAAAAAUAAGAAGAAUGAGGCUAGUGCUUCAAAAGAGGUGAGUGACUACAAUGGGGCAAUGCUUAAUGGGAUGGAGGAUGGUUUUGAACUGAGCAAAGAGGAUAAGAGAAGGAAGAAAGACAAGAAGAAAGCUGAAGUUUCUAGCGAUGUUGAACUUGAUGGUACUCAGAAUGAGGAUAUAGAUAUAAAGGACAUCAGUGUGCAAGAGGCGGCAAUUUUUGAAGGGAAGAUGGGAAAGAAGACUAAGAAAAAUAAGAAGAAUGAGGCUAGUGCUUCAAAAGAGGUGAGUGACUACAAUGGGGCAAUGCUUAAUGGGAUGGAGGAUGGUUUUGAACUGAGCAAAGAGGAUAAGAGAAGGAAGAAAGACAAGAAGAAAGCUGAAGUUUCUAGCGAUGUUGAACUUGAUGGUACUCAGAAUGAGGAUAUAGAUAUAAAGGACAUCAGUGUGCAAGAGGCGGCAAUUUUUGAAGGGAAGAUGGGAAAGAAGACUAAGAAAAAUAAGAAGAAUGAGGCUAGUGCUUCAAAAGAGGUGAGUGACUACAAUGGGGCAAUGCUUAAUGGGAUGGAGGAUGGUUUUGAACUGAGCAAAGAGGAUAAGAGAAGGAAGAAAGACAAGAAGAAAGCUGAAGUUUCUAGCGAUGUUGAACUUGAUGGUACUCAGAAUGAGGAUAUAGAUAUAAAGGACAUCAGUGUGCAAGAGGCGGCAAUUUUUGAAGGGAAGAUGGGAAAGAAGACUAAGAAAAAUAAGAAGAAUGAGGCUAGUGCUUCAAAAGAGGUGAGUGACUACAAUGGGGCAAUGCUUAAUGGGAUGGAGGAUGGUUUUGAACUGAGCAAAGAGGAUAAGAGAAGGAAGAAAGACAAGAAGAAAGCUGAAGUUUCUAGCGAUGUUGAACUUGAUGGUACUCAGAAUGAGGAUAUAGAUAUAAAGGACAUCAGUGUGCAAGAGGCGGCAAUUUUUGAAGGGAAGAUGGGAAAGAAGACUAAGAAAAAUAAGAAGAAUGAGGCUAGUGCUUCAAAAGAGGUGAGUGACUACAAUGGGGCAAUGCUUAAUGGGAUGGAGGAUGGUUUUGAACUGAGCAAAGAGGAUAAGAGAAGGAAGAAAGACAAGAAGAAAGCUGAAGUUUCUAGCGAUGUUGAACUUGAUGGUACUCAGAAUGAGGAUAUAGAUAUAAAGGACAUCAGUGUGCAAGAGGCGGCAAUUUUUGAAGGGAAGAUGGGAAAGAAGACUAAGAAAAAUAAGAAGAAUGAGGCUAGUGCUUCAAAAGAGGUGAGUGACUACAAUGGGGCAAUGCUUAAUGGGAUGGAGGAUGGUUUUGAACUGAGCAAAGAGGAUAAGAGAAGGAAGAAAGACAAGAAGAAAGCUGAAGUUUCUAGCGAUGUUGAACUUGAUGGUACUCAGAAUGAGGAUAUAGAUAUAAAGGACAUCAGUGUGCAAGAGGCGGCAAUUUUUGAAGGGAAGAUGGGAAAGAAGACUAAGAAAAAUAAGAAGAAUGAGGCUAGUGCUUCAAAAGAGGUGAGUGACUACAAUGGGGCAAUGCUUAAUGGGAUGGAGGAUGGUUUUGAACUGAGCAAAGAGGAUAAGAGAAGGAAGAAAGACAAGAAGAAAGCUGAAGUUUCUAGCGAUGUUGAACUUGAUGGUACUCAGAAUGAGGAUAUAGAUAUAAAGGACAUCAGUGUGCAAGAGGCGGCAAUUUUUGAAGGGAAGAUGGGAAAGAAGACUAAGAAAAAUAAGAAGAAUGAGGCUAGUGCUUCAAAAGAGGUGAGUGACUACAAUGGGGCAAUGCUUAAUGGGAUGGAGGAUGGUUUUGAACUGAGCAAAGAGGAUAAGAGAAGGAAGAAAGACAAGAAGAAAGCUGAAGUUUCUAGCGAUGUUGAACUUGAUGGUACUCAGAAUGAGGAUAUAGAUAUAAAGGACAUCAGUGUGCAAGAGGCGGCAAUUUUUGAAGGGAAGAUGGGAAAGAAGACUAAGAAAAAUAAGAAGAAUGAGGCUAGUGCUUCAAAAGAGGUGAGUGACUACAAUGGGGCAAUGCUUAAUGGGAUGGAGGAUGGUUUUGAACUGAGCAAAGAGGAUAAGAGAAGGAAGAAAGACAAGAAGAAAGCUGAAGUUUCUAGCGAUGUUGAACUUGAUGGUACUCAGAAUGAGGAUAUAGAUAUAAAGGACAUCAGUGUGCAAGAGGCGGCAAUUUUUGAAGGGAAGAUGGGAAAGAAGACUAAGAAAAAUAAGAAGAAUGAGGCUAGUGCUUCAAAAGAGGUGAGUGACUACAAUGGGGCAAUGCUUAAUGGGAUGGAGGAUGGUUUUGAACUGAGCAAAGAGGAUAAGAGAAGGAAGAAAGACAAGAAGAAAGCUGAAGUUUCUAGCGAUGUUGAACUUGAUGGUACUCAGAAUGAGGAUAUAGAUAUAAAGGACAUCAGUGUGCAAGAGGCGGCAAUUUUUGAAGGGAAGAUGGGAAAGAAGACUAAGAAAAAUAAGAAGAAUGAGGCUAGUGCUUCAAAAGAGGUGAGUGACUACAAUGGGGCAAUGCUUAAUGGGAUGGAGGAUGGUUUUGAACUGAGCAAAGAGGAUAAGAGAAGGAAGAAAGACAAGAAGAAAGCUGAAGUUUCUAGCGAUGUUGAACUUGAUGGUACUCAGAAUGAGGAUAUAGAUAUAAAGGACAUCAGUGUGCAAGAGGCGGCAAUUUUUGAAGGGAAGAUGGGAAAGAAGACUAAGAAAAAUAAGAAGAAUGAGGCUAGUGCUUCAAAAGAGGUGAGUGACUACAAUGGGGCAAUGCUUAAUGGGAUGGAGGAUGGUUUUGAACUGAGCAAAGAGGAUAAGAGAAGGAAGAAAGACAAGAAGAAAGCUGAAGUUUCUAGCGAUGUUGAACUUGAUGGUACUCAGAAUGAGGAUAUAGAUAUAAAGGACAUCAGUGUGCAAGAGGCGGCAAUUUUUGAAGGGAAGAUGGGAAAGAAGACUAAGAAAAAUAAGAAGAAUGAGGCUAGUGCUUCAAAAGAGGUGAGUGACUACAAUGGGGCAAUGCUUAAUGGGAUGGAGGAUGGUUUUGAACUGAGCAAAGAGGAUAAGAGAAGGAAGAAAGACAAGAAGAAAGCUGAAGUUUCUAGCGAUGUUGAACUUGAUGGUACUCAGAAUGAGGAUAUAGAUAUAAAGGACAUCAGUGUGCAAGAGGCGGCAAUUUUUGAAGGGAAGAUGGGAAAGAAGACUAAGAAAAAUAAGAAGAAUGAGGCUAGUGCUUCAAAAGAGGUGAGUGACUACAAUGGGGCAAUGCUUAAUGGGAUGGAGGAUGGUUUUGAACUGAGCAAAGAGGAUAAGAGAAGGAAGAAAGACAAGAAGAAAGCUGAAGUUUCUAGCGAUGUUGAACUUGAUGGUACUCAGAAUGAGGAUAUAGAUAUAAAGGACAUCAGUGUGCAAGAGGCGGCAAUUUUUGAAGGGAAGAUGGGAAAGAAGACUAAGAAAAAUAAGAAGAAUGAGGCUAGUGCUUCAAAAGAGGUGAGUGACUACAAUGGGGCAAUGCUUAAUGGGAUGGAGGAUGGUUUUGAACUGAGCAAAGAGGAUAAGAGAAGGAAGAAAGACAAGAAGAAAGCUGAAGUUUCUAGCGAUGUUGAACUUGAUGGUACUCAGAAUGAGGAUAUAGAUAUAAAGGACAUCAGUGUGCAAGAGGCGGCAAUUUUUGAAGGGAAGAUGGGAAAGAAGACUAAGAAAAAUAAGAAGAAUGAGGCUAGUGCUUCAAAAGAGGUGAGUGACUACAAUGGGGCAAUGCUUAAUGGGAUGGAGGAUGGUUUUGAACUGAGCAAAGAGGAUAAGAGAAGGAAGAAAGACAAGAAGAAAGCUGAAGUUUCUAGCGAUGUUGAACUUGAUGGUACUCAGAAUGAGGAUAUAGAUAUAAAGGACAUCAGUGUGCAAGAGGCGGCAAUUUUUGAAGGGAAGAUGGGAAAGAAGACUAAGAAAAAUAAGAAGAAUGAGGCUAGUGCUUCAAAAGAGGUGAGUGACUACAAUGGGGCAAUGCUUAAUGGGAUGGAGGAUGGUUUUGAACUGAGCAAAGAGGAUAAGAGAAGGAAGAAAGACAAGAAGAAAGCUGAAGUUUCUAGCGAUGUUGAACUUGAUGGUACUCAGAAUGAGGAUAUAGAUAUAAAGGACAUCAGUGUGCAAGAGGCGGCAAUUUUUGAAGGGAAGAUGGGAAAGAAGACUAAGAAAAAUAAGAAGAAUGAGGCUAGUGCUUCAAAAGAGGUGAGUGACUACAAUGGGGCAAUGCUUAAUGGGAUGGAGGAUGGUUUUGAACUGAGCAAAGAGGAUAAGAGAAGGAAGAAAGACAAGAAGAAAGCUGAAGUUUCUAGCGAUGUUGAACUUGAUGGUACUCAGAAUGAGGAUAUAGAUAUAAAGGACAUCAGUGUGCAAGAGGCGGCAAUUUUUGAAGGGAAGAUGGGAAAGAAGACUAAGAAAAAUAAGAAGAAUGAGGCUAGUGCUUCAAAAGAGGUGAGUGACUACAAUGGGGCAAUGCUUAAUGGGAUGGAGGAUGGUUUUGAACUGAGCAAAGAGGAUAAGAGAAGGAAGAAAGACAAGAAGAAAGCUGAAGUUUCUAGCGAUGUUGAACUUGAUGGUACUCAGAAUGAGGAUAUAGAUAUAAAGGACAUCAGUGUGCAAGAGGCGGCAAUUUUUGAAGGGAAGAUGGGAAAGAAGACUAAGAAAAAUAAGAAGAAUGAGGCUAGUGCUUCAAAAGAGGUGAGUGACUACAAUGGGGCAAUGCUUAAUGGGAUGGAGGAUGGUUUUGAACUGAGCAAAGAGGAUAAGAGAAGGAAGAAAGACAAGAAGAAAGCUGAAGUUUCUAGCGAUGUUGAACUUGAUGGUACUCAGAAUGAGGAUAUAGAUAUAAAGGACAUAAUAGUAACAGUGAAGAAGCUUGAGAGAUGUGGUAUGUACAUGGAAAUCAGUGUGCAAGAGGAGGCAACUUUUGAAGGGAAGAUGGGAAAGAAGACUAAGAAAAAUAAGAAGAAUGAGGCUAGUGCUUCAAAAGAGAAUGAGGAUAUAGAUAUAAAGGACAUCAGUGUGCAAGAGGCGGCAAUUUUUGAAGGGAAGAUGGGAAAGAAGACUAAGAAGAAGCAGAAGAGUGAGGCUAGUGCUUCAAAAGAGGUGAGUGACUACAAUGGGGCAAUGCUUAAUGGGGUGGAGAAUGGUUUUGAACUGAGCAAAAAGGAUAAGAGAAGGAAGAAAGACAAGAAGAAAGCUGAAGUUUCUAUCGAUGUUGAACUUGAUGGUACUCAUAAUGAGGAUAUAAAUUUGAAGGAUUAUGCAGAAGUGGAUGAUAAUUAUCAGAGAGAAAAGGAGAAGAGGAAGAAGAAAAAGAGAAAAUUAAAACCUGGUGAGGAUAAUGACGAGUCAAAUAAUGAGAUUCACACGGGAGGAGAAGAGAGGAGGUGCUUGCAAAUAGAUGAUGACAAGGAUUUAGGGAAUGAUAGUGAAUCUAAAUCAAGAAAAGAAAAGAAGAAAAGGCACAAGGAAGAUAGAAAGAAAGACAAAAAAGAAUCUGUUUCUUCUCCAAUGAAAGUCUGUAAAGAUAAAAAGACAGAAAAAGAUGAGGUAGUCAAGGAUCAGAAAAGUUCUCGAAAGGACAAUAUUGCUGAUAUGAAGAAUGGGGAAGAACAGAUUGAAAAGAAGAAGACACACAAAGGGAGAAAAGGCAAGGAAAUUAUUGAUUUCGAUGGAAAGAAGAGAAGUACAGCUGCAGAAGAUGUUGGGAAAGUGAGGGAGUACUGUGAUGUGGAUGUUAGUGAUAAGGUCGAAACGAAGAAGAGGAAGAGAGAGAAGAAAAAGGGUAAAGAUGAUUUGGGUGCUGGCAUGCAAGAAAUGAUGGCUGAGGAGUUUGGCAACAAAAGAAGUUUGACUGAAGAUAAAGAUUUUGGAUACAACAAUCGGAAUCAUCAUUCAGCUAGAAACAAAAUGCAGGAAAUAGAGACAAAAAAUGGUGACAAAGGUAAUAGGAAGAAGCCCAAUUCUUUUGAACCAGGUUCUGAAGAUCCUAAACCUAAAGCGAAAUCUAAGAAAGUUAGGUUUUCUGGUAAUAUAGAGGUUUUCCCUUCAUCUGAUGGUCCAAGUAAGGGGAAGGAAAAGAAUGAGGAUGAGAAAUUAGUGCAAGGUAAGCGGUUUUCACCUGAAGAAUAUGAGAUAAUUAAAGACGCUGUUUCUAACUAUAUACGGUAUAAUGACUUGGGUGAAGAUGGCCUGGCCAUGGUUUUACGCUGUGGUUCUCACCCAAAAAUAAGGCACUGUUGGAAGGACAUUAGCACCGUUUUACCUCAUAGGCCUCUUAAAUCUGUAUAUUACCGAGCUCAUAUUUUGUUUGAAAGGGCUGAAAGUCGUUCAUGGACUACUGAAGAGCUCGAACUUGUAAGAAAGUAUCAUGAACAACAUGGCCCAAAAUGGAGGGAGUUGGCUGAUGCACUUGGAAAACAUAGAUUUCACUUGAAGGAUGCAUGGUGCAGAAUAAAACUACCUAACAUAAAUAAAGGACAUUGGUCCCAGGAGGAGUACCAGAAUUUAUUUGAUUUAGUGAACAUGGAUUUGAGAAUAAAGGCUUAUGAGGAAAAGAAGUCAAAGCAUGGCAUGUUGAGAGAUAAUAUCAGCUGGUGUGCAAUUAGUGACAAGUUGUUAACUCGAAGUUAUAAAGUCGGCUACGUGAAAUGGUACCAUCAGUUAUCAUCAUCUAUGGUAGCUGAAGGGAAUUGGGCCGAUACUGAUGAUUAUCGUCUGCUUGAUACACUUUUUAGCUUGGAUGCGUGUUGCAUAGAAGAUGUGGAUUGAGACUAUCUUCUUGACCAUAGGUCUGGAGAUUUAUGUAGGAAGCGCUGGAAUCAAAUGAUCAAUCACAUAGGUGAACAUAAAAACAAGUCAUUUGCUGAACAAGUUGAAAUUCUCACAAACCGAUAUAGUCCAGAUUUACUCGAGGCAAGAGAGGCCUGGGAUAACAAACCCUUUGUUGAUUGA